AUGGUAGAGGUAACUUUAGUGAGGGAGCAUGUUCUUAAUAUGAUAAGUCUUUUGAAUGAGCUAAAAAUUCUUGGUGCGGUUAUUGAUAAGGAAUCUCAGAUUGAGAUGGUCCUACUGACUCUGCCGGAUAGUUUUCAGCAGUUUUGCUUGAAUUAUAACAUGAAUAAAAUGGACUUAUCUUUUGCGAAAUUGCUGAAUGAGCUGCAAGUGGAAAAAUCUAUCAUUAAGCAACAAGCUCCUCCUGAAGCGUUGAUGGUUGAUAAACCUUCAUCUUCAACUUCUAAGAUGAAAGCCGAAAAGAAAAAGAAGAAGAAUCCCCGUAAGGUUCUAGGUGCUAAUGGUGGUGUGGAUAAGCCUAAGGGCAAGUGCUAUUAUUGCAAGCAACCUAGUCAUUAUAAGAAGCAAUAUCCCGACUACAUAGCUAAGAUAUAG
This is a messenger RNA of Capsicum annuum, 432 nucleotides long. RefSeq lists its product as uncharacterized. Gene Ontology annotation, molecular function: nucleic acid binding; zinc ion binding. NCBI's taxonomy places the organism in Eukaryota, Viridiplantae, Streptophyta, Magnoliopsida, Solanales, Solanaceae. The coding region runs from base 1 to 432 and encodes 143 amino acids. The transcript has a single exon. The record is from RefSeq and is a predicted model, not a curated record.